This is a messenger RNA of Epinephelus moara (kelp grouper), 2559 nucleotides long. It is a transcript of the gene srsf2b, whose product is annotated as serine and arginine rich splicing factor 2b. Bases 236 to 955 code for a protein of 239 amino acids. The transcript is spliced from 3 exons. Gene Ontology annotation, molecular function: RNA binding. NCBI's taxonomy places the organism in Eukaryota, Metazoa, Chordata, Actinopteri, Perciformes, Serranidae. The record is from RefSeq and is a predicted model, not a curated record.
AGCCGCUAGUUUCUUAAGUAGAAGAAGGUCUCCACACUGUUUGCGAGGCGGACGGAGUUGUGCGGGAAGAAGUCCACUAUUUCGCGGUUGUGCAGCUACAAAUACUACAUUGGCGACGCGUGUCCAUCGAAAUUCUACCAUCGUGUGUGCGGACUUUUACAAUCAGGUGGGCUUUGUCGUAGCAGAGAUAUAAAGUGCUUUGAGGAAGGCUGCUAGGCCUCACAGGUUAAUCACCAUGAGUUACGGUAGGCCUCCGCCAGACGUCGACGGCAUGACUUCCCUCAAAGUGGAUAACUUAACGUACCGCACGUCGCCCGAGACCCUCAGACGGGUGUUUGAGAAGUAUGGCCGGGUAGGGGACGUCUACAUUCCCCGAGACCGCUACACAAAAGAAAGCAGGGGUUUCGCGUUUGUGCGGUUCCACGACAAGCGGGACGCCGAGGACGCCAUGGACGCCAUGGACGGCGCGCUUCUGGACGGACGGGAGCUGCGAGUCCAGAUGGCCCGGUACGGCAGACCCCCAGAUUCUCACUACGGUGGCGGCGGCGGCGGCGGCGGUGGUGGUGGUGGCGGAGGAGGAGGAGGCCGUCGAGGAGGGCCGACCAGGAGGUACGGCGGCCAUGGACGCCGGAGCAGAAGCUCUUCCCCCAGCCCAAGACACAGAAGACGCAGCAGGUCCCGCAGCAGGAGCCGCUCUCGUUCCAGAAGCCGAUCCCGCUACAGCAGAUCCAGGUCCCGGUCCUACUCCAGAUCCAAGUCUCACUCUCCCAGGAACAAGAAGGCUAAGGCCAAAUCCCAGUCUCGUUCCAGAUCUAGAUCCAGGUCCCAGUCCAAGUCCAAGUCCAAGUCCAAGUCCAGGUCAAGAAGCCGCACCCCGUCCUCUAAAAGAGGGUCCAGAUCGAGAUCUAAAAGCCAGCCUAAGUCCGCAGCAGAAAAUGGAGGGGAAUCCCCAUAGAGCUCAGCAUAAGUUUUCAGGUGAAGACUGGAAGCUUCAAGUCCAAGACGGAAUCCAGCGCAAGCAACAGUGUUGUGCUGUAAAAGGUUAUUAUUGUGUCUUCCACGCUUUGGUUUGUUUCAUUCAUUUGGCCACAAAAGGCUUUGUCAUUUCAUUGAUGUGAUGUGAUUCUUUUUUUCUUUUUCUUUUUUUUUUAAAAUGAUUUUAAAAAUCUGAUUCAGUGUGAAGAGGCCGUACUGUUCUGACAUGGUUUUGUAAUGAUGACACAGGAUAAUACAGUUAAGUUUGUACCAGUUGCCCCUCUGAAGAAGCUAGUCUGCAGUCCAGCUUUCUUUGACUUUCCUUUUUUUUUUAAAAAAAACACCUCACAUUGAUCCUGGAUCACCUUUGACAGAAAUGUGGUCACUGGCUGACUCAAUCCAGUGAUGAGACAGAAAUAGACAGACUGAAUAAUCACAGGCCAAGUUUUUAGCUGUUCAUGUAGAUAAAUGGUAAUCAGUAGAAUAAUCCUUUGGUUUAAUUAUUGUGGCUGCAACUGACUAUUACUUUCAUUAUCUGUUGACCAUUUUCUAGAUUAGUUGUUUAGUCUACAAAGUGUUUGCCUACUUAAAAGAAAAACAUUUAUCCAAGUAGUUGCUGCUUUUAAUUUCUUUCAAUCACUAAUCAGUUUAAUUAUUUCUGAUCUAAAUCGUUUCAUCAAGGUUAUGUUAAUACUUCUGCCUUUAUAGGAAAUGUAAUGCUUUCAUCCAUGUCAAGAUCCUGCGGAAGUGUAGAUUUAUUUUCUGGUGUUAGCCAUGGUGAUCUGUUGUGGUGAAUGAGCCAGCUUUGUGAUGCCAGAAAGCCAGAGUUAAGCCCAAAGUUAGGUGGCUAACUCAUUAACUUGUCUUUGACACAGAGGCGUGGUGUCAGCGCACAGUCGGGAUAGUUUCUUGUUCAACAAGGGAUAAAUCUAAAAGGAACUAAUACACACCUACGUUUUCUUAUCAGCGCAAAUAUUUCAUUUAACUGAAGUGAUCCCCGAAAAACAAUGAGGUUACCUGGUUCCUUAUGAUCUUGAAUUUCUGCAGCUCAGGGUGUCUUUGUCAGAGAGGACAGCAGAUGAUUUUAACUCCUGUAAUAAAUGUGUUAAAUGUAAUUGCAUAGACAGUAAAAUGACAGGUAAUCUAAAGUGUCAAGUAAAGGACUGUUUGCGGUCAGUAAAAGGUCACACAGAUCUACGGUCUAAGCUCAUCACCUUAAAUCUUUUUUUUUUUUUUUUUUUUUUUUUUUUCUCUCCCCCCAAAUCUUACAGGACAUGUACUGGACUCUGGAAAAAGUAUUUUUUGUUUUUCUUUUAAUUUUUGAUCCUAAUCCUGCUUGUAUGUUUGUUUUGUGCACUAGGCGCAGUUGUGUAGCAGUUGAGUAUUGCUGGUUAGCUGUUAAGGUGGCGUGUUGCUCUGCUGAGUGCUUGGAUGUAUCCAGUAUUCUCCAGAAUGCUCCUGUGACUACCAGUGGUACGGUUGCUGCAGUCUCACCCUUUGUAAGAUGAAAUGGUUUUUUUCCCCCCAUAAUGGUCAUGGAUGAAAAAUGUGACUUUCAUUAAAGAUUUGGUGUUUUGUCUAUAA